UUUACGUCCCGCGCGCGAGAGACUGCUAAGCUAAAUCAAUAUUCCAUAAUUGUGUAAUAGAAUUUACACGGAUUCCCAGUCCCACCCAACCGUUUUUUAAUAUGUCCAGUUUAACGUAACAGCUAUCGGAAUUUGAUACGGCAUUAAUCGCUGCGAUGAAGGACGGAAGCAGACUGCUGUCAAUCCUUUUGAAAGUCUCGGAAAAAGCUGCUAAUAUCGCGAGAGCCUGCAGGCAAAACAAUGCCUUAUUCAAAUUGCUCGUACAGGAGAAAUCAGAGGAAGAAAAGAAUCCACGAUUCUUCCAAGAUUUUAAAACUCUGGCAGAUGUUCUUAUACAAGAAACAAUUAAGCAUGACAUAGGUUUAGAGUUUCCAGAAUUGGCCAAGGUAGUACAAGGCGAAGAGGACAAUACUUUCAGCAAUGUUGUGGGUGAGACAAUAGUGGUUCAAGUAUGUCCCACCAUUGAGGAAACUGCUCAAUUAUUAGCCAAAGUGAUGGACAGCAAUAUUGCGACUGCAGAAUUGCUGGCAGCAGAAGUUCACAAAGAUAUCCAAUUCUUAGACAUUCCAAUAGUGGCAGAGCUGCCUUUUGAUUUCGAUGUUGACAUUAAUGACCUCGGUAUAUGGAUAGAUCCAAUUGAUUCAACUGCAGAUUAUAUAAAUGGAAAUGAAAAAAUAGAUGAUGCUACUGGCGUGCAUAUGAGCGGUUUACGAUGCGUCACUGUUUUAAUCGGAGUGUAUUCAAAAACCACUGGUAAACCGAUUUUGGGAGUAGUUAAUCAACCUUUUCAUACAAACGUGGAUUUGCGAUGGAAAGGCAAAUGCUACUGGGGAUUUUUGGAAAAUGAUAUUGGAAGAUGUUCUAUUGCUAAAGAAUCUGACGAUAAGAAAAUCAUUGUCCUUAGCAGAGUCGAAGACGAGAAUGUGAAGUCUAAGCUUUUGAAAGCUGGUUUCACUUUAGUGGAAGCAGCUGGAGCUGGAUAUAAAAUAUUAAGCGUCGCUCUUGGAGAAGUUGAUGCCUAUAUUUUAUCGAGGGGUUCCACAUACAAAUGGGAUACUUGUGGACCACAAGCUGUUUUAUGUUCCCUGGACGGCGGUAUUAUUGAAUUCCGAAGUUUUAUAAACGACUCGGGUUCUGAUCAUAAGGAUAUAAAAUACUUGUCCACGUCUACCAAUUUUUCGAACAGCAAUGGUUUGAUCGCGUAUCGAAAUGCCGAAACUUUGCAAACCUUAAAGUCGAUACUAUGCGAGUAAUGAUACUUAUUAAAUAUGAACAAUAAUUAUUAGUAUUGUUUCAUAUUCAAAAUUUUAUCUUAUUGCAUUCGUGCAAUGUUUA
This is a messenger RNA of Ceratina calcarata, 1335 nucleotides long. It is a transcript of the gene Ipp, whose product is annotated as inositol polyphosphate 1-phosphatase. Lineage: Eukaryota; Metazoa; Arthropoda; Insecta; Hymenoptera; Apidae. The coding region runs from base 156 to 1253 and encodes 365 amino acids. Gene Ontology annotation, molecular function: inositol-1,4-bisphosphate 1-phosphatase activity. The transcript is spliced from 5 exons. The record is from RefSeq and is a predicted model, not a curated record.